This is a messenger RNA of Aspergillus tubingensis, 684 nucleotides long. RefSeq names its product rhodanese-like domain-containing protein. The transcript has 2 exons. Gene Ontology annotation, cellular component: mitochondrion. NCBI's taxonomy places the organism in Eukaryota, Fungi, Ascomycota, Eurotiomycetes, Eurotiales, Aspergillaceae. The coding region runs from base 1 to 684 and encodes 227 amino acids. Gene Ontology annotation, molecular function: thiosulfate-cyanide sulfurtransferase activity. The record is from RefSeq and is a predicted model, not a curated record.
AUGGCCUCUCUCCUCCCCCUCCGCCGGGCACCCACGUCCCUCCUCACCUCCACCUCCAAGCCAUCCACCCACCUCGCCCGUUCCCUCCUCACCAGCACCACCAUCCCCUCCACUCGGACCUUCACAACCAGAUCCUCCACCCUCCUCCCCAACACCAUCACCAAAAGAGCCACUACCACUACCACUACCACCAGCAGCAACCUCAUCCUCUCCCACCCUAACCUUCGCUCCAUCCGCCAAAAAAGCACCAAAGACAACGACGCCCCCACCUUCCGCCAAUGGGGCUUUGAAGACAUAACCGCCUCCCUCCCCAGCAACACCCCCAACAGCCCGACCCAAAAACCCAUUAUUCUAAUCGACGUGCGCGAGCCCGCCGAGCUCUCCUCCACGGGCAUCAUCCCCUCGGCCGUGAGCGUGCCGCUAGCAUCCCAGCCUGACGCGUUGUUCCUGACCCCGGAGGAAUUCGAGACGAGGUUUGGGUUCCCCAAGCCUGGUGUGAAGGGGGAGGAAGAGGACGCGGAGAUCGUGUUUUAUUGUAAGGCUGGGGUGAGGGCGCGCGCGGCGGCGCAGUUGGCGGAGCAGGCGGGGUAUGAGGCGAGUCGGCUGGGGGUUUAUGAUGGGAGUUGGUUGGAUUGGGCGAAGAGGGGGGGUAGAGUUGAGAGGUGGGAGGGGGAUGAUAAUUAA